CCCAUCUUUUGGUGGUGGGCAAGUAUCGACUGACAAACCUUCCCCGCCAUUUUGCUUGCAGGAUCAAGCCAAAGGCGGCAGGAGCUAGUCGCUCGGUACUUCGGCACGCUUGGGGCUUUGGGGAGGAAAAAUGUUGGCCCCAAAGGUGAGGGGAAGAUAGAAGAGAGAGCCACUCGGGGAGAGAUAUGGACGCCACUACUGCCACUACUGUGACUACUGUCACUAACCUGUCCCUGUCUCGCAUGGCGAGCAAUGGGGAGCACGCGGUUGCCUUUGGAAUGGGUAAUUCAGCCGUACAGAGUAUGGAUGGGAAGAGAUGAAGUAUGAGUCGACGCGCAUACUACGAAUGCCUACAGGGAAGAGAGAAGGCUUGUCUGUCUGUCACGCACAGGGAUCAUUUGUUGGAGGAUCCAGAAUAUACUUAACCUAGACGUCACCUUCCCGAGAAGAAGGCUAGGUCCCUGUCCCCAAUCCCGUUCCCACUUAGCAAUCAAUCGCGCUUUGGUUAGAUAGCCGUGCCCGUCAUAUAUCCUCUUCUUCCUCCUCCUGCUCUCCACCGCUUCCUACCAUCGUCGCCCUAUAGACUCGAGUGACACUCCUUGCACCCAAGUCUUACGUUGUGGCGCAUCAGCGAUGGUCUGACAGACGAUCCGUGCCGAUCAUAUUCAACAGCCACAGCACGGCCACAGCAUGUCUGACCCCUCGGUGCCACGAGCGACCAACGCAGCGCUGGGCCCAGCUGCUGCCGUGAACAGCACGAACCGUGAAGAACCGAUCGCCGUUGACAGCGAGCAGGACAGCCGCGCGCGCGAGAGUGACGAAAAAACCGAGAGGGAUGAGAGGGAUACGGAUUUUGAGAAGGCUGAGAGCCAUGAGAGCGAUGCAGGCUUCGAGAAGACCAAGAGUGCCGCUGAGGCAAAACCGAUAGGAGAGCCCCUGGCUCCAUAUGCCACCUCUGCGAGCGGCGCCUCUGCAACAACUACCGUGCCAACGGUGGCAGCGAAGAAGCCAUGGUACAAAACGCCCAAUCCCAUGAAAUGGGGGUCCAUCCCGCCCAUCCCUACAGAGAGAGGGGUGUCGAGGGAGGCGACUGCGGGGUGGUUCAGCUUAUUGACUUUCCAAUGGAUGGCGCCAGUCAUGACUGCUGGCUACAAACGACCACUCGACCAGAACGACAUCUGGCUCGUCAACCCCAAGCGCAAAGCAACACCGAUGACCGAGCGUAUGCAAGCUUCCUUCAAGCGUCGCGCAGAGCGCGGCGACAAAUACCCCCUCCUCUGGGCCAUGCACGAGACCUUCAAGUGGGAGUUCUGGAUCGGCGGUUUCUGCCAGUUCUUCGCCAAUCUGUUCACCGUCUUUGCGCCCUUCACGCUGCGCUUCUUGAUCCAGUUCGCCACCGACGCAUAUAUCGCACAGAAGACGGGCGCGCCGGCACCGCAUAUUGGAAAGGGCGUUGGGCUGGUCAUCGGCGUCACGGCUAUGCAGGUGUGUCAGAGUUUGGGAAUGAGCCAUUUUAUAUACAGGGGUAUGAUGAUUGGAGGACAGUCGCGCGCGGUGAUGAUAUCGUGUAUUUUUGAGAAGGCGAUGAAGAUUUCGGGGCGUGCUAAGGCAGGUGGGCGUGCGCUGGAUGAUGAUUCUGAGGGGGCGGCCAAGCCGGCUGCUGGGAAAGGGGAUGGCAAGGACAAGAAAGCGGGGGAGAUGGGGAAGGAGGAGCAGGCGCCGGGGGUGUCUGGUGAUGGUACGGGAUGGGGGAGCGGCCGCAUUGUCAAUCUCAUGGCUGUGGACACCUACCGUGUCGAUCAGGCAUCGGCUAUGUUCCAUUUGAUCUGGACGGCCCCGAUAGCCUGUAUCCUCACCCUGGUUCUCCUCGUCAUUAACUUACACGAGAGUGCGCUUGCCGGUUUUGCCCUGCUUGUUCUCGGCAUUCCCGCCCUCACCAUGGCCGUCAAGAGCUUGUUCGCCCGCCGUAGGGCAAUCAACAAGAUCACCGACCAGCGCGUGAGUUUGACGCAGGAAAUCCUCCAGGCCGUGCGGUUCGUCAAGUAUUUCGGCUGGGAGAUGGCCUUCCUGGACCGCCUGCGCAGUAUUCGUGAUAGGGAGAUUUACGCCAUUCAGAUCCUCCUGGCUAUCCGUAACGCAAUCAACGCUGUCUCGAUGUCUAUGCCCAUCUUCGCCUCUAUGUUGGCUUUCAUCACUUACUCGCUUACCAACAACAACCUCGAUCCAGCAAAAGUCUUCUCCUCCCUUGCUCUAUUCAAUUCUCUACGUAUGCCGCUGAACCUGCUGCCACUCGUUAUUGGCCAGGUCGUCGACGCAUGGAGCUCCGUCAACCGUAUCCAGGAGUUCCUCUUGUGUGAGGAACAGCCAGAAGAGGCAACCUGGGAUAUGGAGGCCGAGAACGCCGUCGAGAUGAACAACGCCAGUUUCACCUGGGAGCGCACCGUCACACAAGAAGCAGAAGACCUCAAAGGGAAGCCCGUCAAGCCCACUACGAAAGAGAAAAAAUCCAAAAAGACCACCGCCGGCGACUCGAACCCCAGCCCAAGCGACGCCAGCUCCGGCGACCUAACCCCCGACUCCGCCAGCACAUCAGCCCCACCCCCCGAGCCCUUCAAGUUGCACGACCUCGACAUCAAACUCGGCCGCAACGAGCUCGUCGCCGUAAUCGGCGGCGUCGGCAGCGGCAAGAGUAGUUUCCUCGCCGCGCUGGCGGGGGACAUGCGCAAGACAAGCGGGGACGUGCUGUUUGGCGCCAAUCGGGCGUUCUGCCCGCAGUACGCGUGGAUCCAGAAUGCGAGCGUGCGCGAGAACAUCGUCUUCGGGAAGGAGAUGUCGCGGGGGUGGUAUGACAAAGUCAUUGAUGCGUGUGCGCUGCGUCCGGAUCUGGAGAUGUUGCCGAGUGGCGAUGGGACGGAGAUUGGGGAGCGCGGGAUUACGGUGUCGGGGGGGCAGAAGCAGAGGAUUAAUAUUGCGAGGGCGAUUUACUUUGAUGCGGAUAUUGUGAUUAUGGAUGAUCCGCUCAGUGCGGUGGAUGCGCAUGUUGGGAGACAUAUUUUUGAUAAUGCAAUUUGUGGGCUGUUGAAGGAUAAGUGCAGGGUGUUGGCUACGCAUCAGCUUUGGGUGCUGAAUAGGUGUGAUAGGAUUAUUUGGCUGGAGGAUGGGAGGGUGCAGGCUGUUGAUACGUUUGCGAAUCUUAUGGCGAAUGAUGCGGGGUUCCAGCACCUGAUGGAGACUACGGCAGUGGAGGAGCGGGAAGAGAAGAAGGAAGAUGAGGAGGAGGCGGGAGAGGAAGUGAAGGACAAGAAGAGCAAAAAGAAGAAGGCUGCGGGGUUGAUGCAAGCAGAAGAGCGCCAGGUCAAGAGUGUCCCAUGGUCCGUCUAUGGAUCCUACAUCAAGGCAUCAGGGAGUAUGUGGAGUCUCGUCUUGGUCCUGCUCCUCCUGGUUCUAUCGAACGGAGCCAACAUCGUGACCUCUCUCUGGCUCUCCUGGUGGACGAGCGACAAAUUCGGCUUCUCGUCCGGUACAUACAUCGGCGCGUAUGCCGCACUGGGCGUUUCGCAGGCGCUCCUAAUGUUCGCAUUCUCUGUAUCUCUCACCGUGUUUGGUACGACAUCUAGUAAGGUGAUGCUGAACCGGGCGAUCACGAGGACGCUGCGGGCGCCGAUGGCCUUCUUUGACACGACGCCGCUUGGGCGCAUCACGAAUCGGUUCUCGAGGGAUGUGGAUACCAUGGACAAUUUCCUUACGGAUGCGAUUCGCAUGUACUUUUUGACGCUUGGCAUGAUCUUCGCGACGUUUGCGCUGGUUAUUGCGUACUUCCAUUAUUUCACAAUCGCACUCGUCCCGCUAUCCGUCAUCUUCGUAUUCUCCGCAGGAUACUACCGUGCCUCAGCCCGCGAGAUGAAACGAUUCGAGUCCGUCUUCCGCUCAAGCCUGUUCGCCAAAUUCAGCGAGGGCCUAUCUGGCACCGCGAGUAUCCGCGCCUACGGGCUCCAAGACCGCUUCGUCAUGGGCAUCCGCUCUGCAAUCGACGAGAUGAACAGCGCAUACUACCUCACCUUCUCGAACCAGCGCUGGCUGUCUAUCCGCCUCGACGCUAUUGGCAACCUACUCGUCUUCACGACUGGCAUUCUCGUCGUCACCUCCCGCUUCAACGUCAACCCCUCCAUUGGCGGCCUGGUUUUGAGCUACAUCCUCGCUAUCGUGCAGAUCCUGCAGUUCACUGUCCGCCAGCUUGCUGAGGUCGAAAACGGCAUGAACUCUACAGAACGUGUGCACUUCUACGGCACGGAGCUAGAAGAGGAAGCACCGCUACACACCAUCGAAGUCGCGGACUCGUGGCCCCAGGCCGGCGAGAUCAUAUUCAAAGACGUAGAGAUGCGCUAUCGACCCAAUCUCCCAUUGGUCCUGUCAGGCCUGAACAUGCACGUCCGCGGUGGUGAGCGCAUCGGUGUCGUCGGACGUACUGGUGCGGGCAAAUCAAGUAUCAUGUCCGCGCUCUUCCGACUCGUUGAGGUCUCCUCGGGCUCCAUCACUAUCGACGGGAUCAACAUCUCCACUAUCGGCCUCCAUGAUCUACGCUCGCGCCUGGCUAUCAUCCCGCAAGACCCGACGCUGUUCAAGGGAACCAUCCGCAGCAACCUCGAUCCGUUCAACGAGCAUACCGAUCUCGAGCUUUGGUCUGCGUUGCGGCAAUCCGAUCUCGUCUCUGCGGACGCAUCGCUCGAUGAUAAGGCACCUGGACGAAUUCACCUCGACGGUGUGGUUGAAGAGGAGGGUCUCAAUUUCUCCCUGGGUCAGCGCCAGUUGAUGGCGUUGGCUCGCGCGCUGGUGAGAGGGUCGCGCAUCAUUGUGUGUGAUGAAGCGACGAGCAGCGUGGAUAUGGAGACGGAUGAUAAGAUUCAGCGCACGAUGGCUGCUGGGUUCAAGGGCAAGACAUUGCUGUGCAUUGCGCAUCGGUUGAAGACGAUUAUUGGGUAUGAUCGCAUUUGUGUGAUGGACAAGGGGAGCAUUGCGGAGCUGGAUACGCCGCUGAGGUUGUAUGAGGCGGGGGGGAUCUUUAGGGGGAUGUGUGAUAGGAGUGGGAUUCGGAGGGAGGAUUUUGGAGAGAUUAAGGAGAUGGAGUAGGGGAAGAUGUUUUUGCAUGGGAAUAUGGCGUUACAUAGAAGUUACCCAUAUCAUGCAUUUGGGACAUGGUGGUAAAAAUAGUUCUCAUAUAUCUAUUUAUUAGAAGCCGUUAAUUCAAAAAUUUACUUAAUAUCAGAC
Pseudogymnoascus verrucosus is the source of this 5265-nucleotide messenger RNA. RefSeq lists its product as uncharacterized. Gene Ontology annotation, biological process: transmembrane transport. Gene Ontology annotation, molecular function: ABC-type transporter activity; ATP binding; ATP hydrolysis activity. Gene Ontology annotation, cellular component: membrane. The record is from RefSeq and is a predicted model, not a curated record. Bases 691 to 5127 code for a protein of 1478 amino acids. The transcript is spliced from 4 exons. Lineage: Eukaryota; Fungi; Ascomycota; Leotiomycetes; Thelebolales; Thelebolaceae.